UUAAAAAUCAAAACAUUUUGGUGACGACGUGACUACAUCAAGGCAAAGACACCGAUUUGAUUGAUGAUCGAAAAGUACCGAUUCCUGUGACAAAACGGUUGAUUUCAUCCGGAUGACAUUGCGACGAUAUUCAACAACGAACGCAUAGGCGGCGAUAAUUCCUCGAUAAUAGCUCGAUAACGUCCCAUGGAAUCUCAUCAGAGCAGUGCAGCGACGGCGGCGUUCGACGACGCUGUGACCAUCAACACGCCAAAAAUCGCUUCGUCUCUCUCCCGACGCAACAUGAAUUCCGAUAAACAAAGUGCCGGCUCUAAUUGUUGUCGAAUUUGUCACGAAGAUGAAAGUUCGGAAGAAUUGAUAGAUCCUUGCAAAUGUUCCGGCACAUUGGGUCUAAUCCAUGCUUCUUGUUUGGAAAAAUGGUUGUCCAUGUCGAACACCGAUCGUUGCGAGAUUUGUAAUCUGUCAUUCGAGAUACAAAGGAACUAUAAACCGUUAUUACAAUCUUUCAGACAAUGGUGGAGAACUAGAAACAGAUACGGACCACAAGGUAUAACUGGCGAUAUAGUGUGUCUGGUACUGUUAACUCCACUUUGUAUCGCGGCAACAUACUUAUGCGCAAUUGGCGCAUCCGCUUAUACCAGGCUUGGUUUUUGGGAGGGAACAGGCUUGACUGCCCUUUGUAGCAUGCUGGUAGUCACUUAUUGUUUGUGGUUGAUUGUCACUAUCAGAUUUCAUUACAAGUCGUGGCAACAAUGGCGCAAAAGAAAUCAAGACGUUAAGUUAAUAGUAAAGCACAAGCCCGAAAAGUGUACCAUCGAAUUCUCAAAUCCUUUGGAAAAUGAAUUUACGAUUUAAAAGCAUCCGAUAAUUUUGAUAAACAAUUUACAAUUCAUAAAUUUCAUUGAAAUUAUUAAAACUACUGAAAUUACUAUUUAUAUAUUGUCAUAUUCGCGUCUUAAUUUGUCAUUAUAAGAAUCUUAUUUUUCUAUACUUUUAAAGCGAUUUGCUUUCCGAUCGUUUGAAAUAUGUACAUUGAUACGGAAUUAUGUGAGUACAGUGUCAAAUCUGUACAACAAUACAAGUUUAUGUAAUAUCGUGCUACUAAAUAAUUUAAAGCUCAGAUAUAUUUAACAUUGUGAAUGCGUCAAUAUUGUGAAUCGAUACUGUAUGAUAUUAAUAAGCGUUCAAAUAAUGAAGUACCUGAGCCGAGAGAUAAAUUAGUUUAAUCGAUAACUCCGUCAAUUUUAUGAAUAAUUAGUUAUGCAUUUUUCAAAAUUUAACAAUUAAACGGUAAUGUUCCCUCAAAAUUUUUAAAUAUUCAUAUAUGAUUAAUAUUAUUUAAUCAUUGUUUUUAUGUGAUAUUAAUGUACUUACUUAUCAUCUAGUGUUUUCGAAGGAGAAAAUACUGAUCUGUGUUUUCAGUCUUUUUUACCUUGUAUUGAGAUUAUUUAAUUAAUUUAAUGCAAUGCUAUAUACCAUUUUUAAUAAAUUAUUUUUAUACGCCUCCAGUAUUAAGACGAGUAAUAGAACGUACUUAUUGAAGAAGUAUGCAGGUGAAUUUUGUAUAUUUAUAUGCGUAUUUUCAUAAAAAUGAAACGGUGUAUGAACUAAUGCAUAAGAUUUUAGUACGUGCACUUUUUUUAACAAGAUAUUCGAAGUAUAUAAUGAUAUAUUUAAAAUGAUAAGAGACUUUUGUACUGCGUUUGAAAAUGUAUUUCUUCUUACCAUUUAAUUGUAAAAAGAACAUCAGUAAACAGCAAAGAUAAAUUUGUCAAAAACAUUGAAAAGAAUACAGCGUCAGUUGUAAUUAUUUUCUGUAAUUUAUUUACAAUAAUAUCUGAUUAAUAUGAAAUUUGUAAAUAAUAAAAUGUGUUUAACUAUGUCAA
Molecule: messenger RNA, 1886 nt
Organism: Bombus terrestris (buff-tailed bumblebee)
Lineage: Eukaryota; Metazoa; Arthropoda; Insecta; Hymenoptera; Apidae
Product: E3 ubiquitin-protein ligase MARCHF2
Exons: 4
Coding region: 187-855 (222 amino acids)
Biological process (GO): protein ubiquitination
Molecular function (GO): zinc ion binding; ubiquitin-protein transferase activity
Source: RefSeq, a predicted model, not a curated record